Molecule: messenger RNA, 1222 nt
Organism: Mastomys coucha (southern multimammate mouse)
Lineage: Eukaryota; Metazoa; Chordata; Mammalia; Rodentia; Muridae
Product: L-lactate dehydrogenase A chain-like
Exons: 8
Biological process (GO): carboxylic acid metabolic process
Cellular component (GO): cytoplasm
Molecular function (GO): L-lactate dehydrogenase (NAD+) activity
Source: RefSeq, a predicted model, not a curated record
CUUGCGGGGGUGGGGGUUAGGAAGCAAGCUUGGCGCGUGCGCAAGCUUAAGCACGUUGCUAUGCCUUAGGGUCGCACCUUGUGGCCGUUAUUGGCACACUCUGCUCUUGAUUUUUGGUACUUACUGGAGCAACUUGGCGCCCUACUUGCUGUAGGACCCUGGGUGAUGGGAGAAGAGCGGGAGGGCAGUUUUCUAACAGUAUAAGAGAGACCAUCCCCUUUUGGGGUUCAUCAAGAUGAGUAAGUCCUCGGGCGGCUACACAUACACGGAGACCUCAGUAUUAUUUUUCCAUUUCAAGGCCCCAAAAGGUUCAAAGUCCAAGAUGGCAACCCUCAAGGACCAGCUGAUUGUGAAUCUUCUUAAGGAAGAACAGGUCCCCCAGAACAAGAUUACAGUUGUUGGGGUUGGUGCUGUUGGCAUGGCCUGUGCCAUCAGUAUCUUAAUGAAGGACUUGGCAGAUGAGCUUGCCCUUGUUGAUGUUAUGGAAGACAAGCUGAAGGGAGAGAUGAUGGAUCUCCAGCAUGGCAGCCUCUUCCUUAAAACACCAAAAAUUGUCUCCAGCAAAGACUAUGGUGUAACUGCAAACUCCAAGCUGGUCAUCAUCACAGCGGGGGCCCGUCAGCAAGAGGGAGAGAGCCGACUCAAUCUGGUCCAGCGAAACGUGAACAUCUUCAAGUUCAUCAUUCCCAACAUUGUGAAGUACAGUCCACACUGCAAGCUGCUUAUUGUCUCAAAUCCAGUGGAUAUCUUGACCUACGUUGCUUGGAAAAUCAGUGGCUUUCCCAAAAGCCGAGUUAUUGGAAGUGGUUGCAAUCUGGAUUCAGCUCGGUUCCGUUACCUGAUGGGAGAAAGGCUGGGGGUUCACCCGCUGAGCUGUCACGGGUGGGUCCUGGGAGAACAUGGCGACUCCAGUGUGCCUGUGUGGAGUGGUGUGAACGUUGCCGGUGUCUCCCUGAAGUCUCUGAACCCAGAACUGGGCACUGAUACAGAUAAGGAGCAGUGGAAGGAUGUUCACAAGCAGGUGGUUGACAGUGCCUAUGAGGUGAUCAAGCUGAAAGGUUACACAUCCUGGGCCAUUGGCCUCUCUGUGGCCGACUUGGCUGAGAGCAUAAUGAAGAACCUGAGGCGGGUGCAUCCCAUCUCCACCAUGAUUAAGGGUCUCUAUGGGAUCAAUGAUGAUGUCUUCCUCAGUGUCCCAUGUAUCCUGGGACAAAAUGGAAUC